Molecule: messenger RNA, 693 nt
Organism: Acanthosepion pharaonis
Lineage: Eukaryota; Metazoa; Mollusca; Cephalopoda; Sepiida; Sepiidae
Source: the annotation of a GenBank genome assembly
AUGCGAAGGCGUUAUUUGGCCGAAGGCAAAACAAACGAGAGAAACAAACAUUUCUUCGCUUCUUCUCCCUCUCUGUCUCUCAUCCACUUUCUCUCUCUCUCUCUCUCUCUCUCUCUCUCUCUCUCUCUCUCUCUCUCUUUCUCUCUCACUUUCUUUUCUUUUCAUUUUUUCCCUUUGGAAUGCACAAAUCAAAUGGCUUAUAUUUUCUCUUCUGUUUUCCCUGUCUCUUUCUCCACCUUUCUAAAAAUCUGGAAACGCUUAUUCAAAGCUUCUUUUUUCUCCUUUUUUUUUUUCGCUUUUCCAUCUAAUUCUCUGUUUACUCUUCUUUUUCCUUAUUUUUUCGCCUUUCCUUCUAAUUCUCUGUUUACUCUUCUUUUUCCUUAUUUUUUCGCCUUUCCUUCAAAUUCUUUCCUUACUCUUCUUUUUCCUUAUUUUUUCGCCUUUCCUUCUAAUUGUCUCCAUACUCUUCUUUUUCCUUAUUUUUUCGCCUUUCCUUCUAAUUCUCGCCUUACUCUUAUUUUUUCUUACUUUUUAGCAUUACCGUCUAAGUCUCGCCUUACUCUUUUUUCUCCUUUUUUUUCGCCUUUCCAUCUAAUUCUCGCCUUACUCUUCUUUUUUCCUUAUUUUUUGGCCUUUCCUUCUAACUCUCUGUUUACUCUUCUUUUUCCUUAUUUUUUUCGCCUUUCCUUAUAA